AUGGCCACCAGUGUUGUUGCAAAGAAAAUACCCUCAAUUCUAGUCACAGAUGCUCGAGAUUCGCCCCAAACCACAACUGUAUCUGCGGGAUUUUCAAGGACUGGUAUACGAGCGAGUGAUGUAGUAAGGCAGCGAAUGUCGACAAGGUCGAUUUCGGUAGACAACGUGCUCCAGAACGCCUCCGAAAUUCCUUCGGGUCAAGCACGCAUACCGCCUCCACGCAAGCACUCGCUCCCCAAACGACCCAAUGGCGCUCUAGUCACAAGGCUUGCACCGCAGAAAGUACCAGGCCGCAGCACUAAGCUCACGGAAAAGCUUGUUUUGAUCCCAGAUACUGAAGAGGGCGUAGAUGAGGAAGAUGAAAAUGAAGCAAGACGCUUUACCUCGAAAUAUGAGGAAGAAGAGACAGAACCACUCAAAGAUGACGAAUGGGACCUCUUAAAGAAGCGAGGCAAAGUAAGGGGGAAAAGCUAUGCAGAGAGACUUUCCAAAGCUAAGAGAGCUGAAGAGCUGGCCAGGGUCACAGCAUAUUGUACGGCCCAGGGUUACAAAACAAAAGCCACAGCAAGCUUUGUAAAAAAUACACAUGGCGCCAAGACAAAGCUCUAUGAUGACUGCUUGUAUACGGCAUAUCACUUACCACUAUUACCAGGCACUCAUGGCUACAGAGUUCGAAGUAGUCCAGUCCUCAAGAACCCUGGUGGAAAAGCAGUCCUGGAUGAAGAAAUUGAGCGGAGCGAGCAGAGAGACUAUCACGAAGGCUACUUUGAGAAUACGAGUACUUAUAGCGUCAGGGGUGAAGACGCUGGCCAUGACCAAGGUAAAAAAGAUGAAAUCCACCAGAAAGAAGAAUCUCGCUUCAACCGGAAUAUUGCUAGGCCAGCGGCUCGAGUACGCAGGCAAAGCAGCCCUAAUCAAAUGUCUCCAGUUGCGACAACCUUUGCUGAGAUGUUUGUCUUUUCAUACGGAGUAGUCGUAUUUUGGAAUUUCACCGAGCGUCAAGAAAAAGAUGUUCUAGCAGAUCUUACCUUCUCCGAUCACAAGACAGCAACAUCUCUUGUUGUAAGGCCCCUAGAACAAGAUGAUUUCGAGACAGAAGAGUUCCACUUCGAGUAUAGUCCUUUCGUGGACAGGCCUCGGGUUUUCAAUGAUAUGAUCACUCUUCGUAGCGGAGACCACAUGAUCAAGUUAGCCAUGAGCCAUGCUGUAGCUCAAAGCACUAAGCUUAGCUUGUUCGAAGAGCGUAUGAACCAAACAAUGCUUAAUGCUCAGCAUGUUCCAAAGCAUCUGGCUCUCACCGGUCAAUUGGGAAUGUCAAGGAGUCAGAUAUUCAGAAUCUUAGGAAACCUAUUCAAAACCCGUGUAGAGGUCAAUCUUUCAUCGAAUAUUUUAGACGUUCCAAACUUCUUCUGGGAGUCAGAACCAACGCUUCAUCCACUUUAUUUUGCCAUUCGAGAAUACCUAGAGAUUGCCCCUCGCAUAAAGGUUUUGAACGAGCGGUGUAAAGUUUUCUUGGAGCUCGCCGAAAUAUUAUCAAAUAGCAUUGCGGAUACUAAGAUGAGCACUAUUACUUGGAUUAUUAUUGUCCUUAUUAUUAUUAGCAUCGCUGUAACUGUAACGGAGGUCGCUCUCCGCUCUAUGAUUCUUGAGAAGGGCAAGCCAAGUGAACUUUCGAACAAAAAUUAUUUUGCUUCAACUAGCUUGACGAAUAGGAACUUUAGCACUGCGCAGCUACAAAGUAUAUGUGGUGAGGCUUAUCUAAGCAAAACGUUUGCCGAUGACGAGCUCUGA
Messenger RNA from Blumeria graminis f. sp. triticale, 1791 nucleotides. The record is from the annotation of a GenBank genome assembly. NCBI's taxonomy places the organism in Eukaryota, Fungi, Ascomycota, Leotiomycetes, Helotiales, Erysiphaceae.